GACUUGGGAGCAGGCGGAGGUUUGAGUGCAGUUAACCGCUGGUUCCUUCGCCUUCCUCCUUGCUGAGGCCAUGCCGAAGGUGAAGAGGAGCAGGAAGCCUCCGCCGGAUGGCUGGGAGCUGAUAGAGCCAACGCUGGAUGAGCUGGACCAGAAGAUGAGGGAAGCGGAGACUGAACCUCACGAAGGGAAGAGGAAAGUGGAAUCCCUUUGGCCUAUCUUCAGGAUCCAUCACCAGAAAACACGUUACAUCUUUGACCUCUUCUAUAAAAGAAAAGCUAUCAGCAGAGGUGAGGAAGGCAAAGGCUUUACCUGG
This is a messenger RNA of Pezoporus occidentalis (night parrot), 313 nucleotides long. RefSeq names its product BUD31 homolog (gene BUD31). Lineage: Eukaryota; Metazoa; Chordata; Aves; Psittaciformes; Psittacidae. Gene Ontology annotation, cellular component: nucleus; spliceosomal complex. The annotation marks the transcript as partial. The transcript is spliced from 2 exons. The record is from RefSeq and is a predicted model, not a curated record. Gene Ontology annotation, biological process: mRNA splicing, via spliceosome.